AUGAACGACUUUGACGAGUGCGGCCCGAGCGCAGCCAGCAUGUACCUGCCGGGCUGCGCCUACUACGUGGCCCCGUCGGACUUCGCCAGCAAGCCGUCGUUCCUUUCGCAGCCAUCCUCCUGCCAGAUGACUUUCCCCUACUCGUCCAACCUGGCGCCGCACGUCCAGCCGGUGCGGGAGGUGGCCUUUCGCGACUACGGCCUGGAGCGCGCCAAGUGGCAGUACCGCGGCGGCGGCGGUGGCGGCGCGGGGGGCGGCGGCGGGGGCGGCCCCGGCGGGGGUGGCGGCGGCUCCGGGGGCUACGCUCCCUACUACGCCGCGGCGGCCGCGGCGGCGGCGGCGGCGGCAGCGGCCGAGGAAGCGGCCAUGCAGCGGGAUCUGCUCCCGCCCGGCGGCCGGCGGCCAGACGUGCUCUUCAAGGCUCCCGAGCCGGUGUGUGGCGCUCCCGGGCCGCCGCACGGUCCCGCGGCUGCCGCCUCCAACUUCUACAGCGCGGUGGGUCGCAACGGCAUCCUGCCUCAGGGCUUUGAUCAGUUCUACGAGGCGGCGCCGGGACCCCCCUUUGCUGGCCCGCAGCCCCAGCCUGCGCCCGCGCCGCCGCAGCCCGAGGGCUCCGCUGACAAGGGCGACCCCAAGGCCGGGGCUGGUGGCGGCGGGGGCAGCCCCUGCGCCAAGGCGACUCCCGGCCCGGAGCCCAAGGGGGCGGCCGAAGGCGGCAGUGGCGAAGUCGAGGGCCCCCCGGGGGAGGCGGGGGCUGAGAAGAGCGGCGGCACAGUGGCCCCCCAGAGGUCCCGGAAAAAGCGCUGUCCCUAUACCAAGUACCAGAUCCGGGAACUGGAACGUGAGUUUUUCUUUAAUGUAUACAUAAACAAAGAGAAAAGACUCCAACUCUCUCGGAUGCUCAACCUCACUGACCGGCAAGUCAAAAUCUGGUUCCAGAAUCGCAGGAUGAAAGAAAAGAAACUGAACAGAGACCGUCUGCAGUAUUUCACUGGAAACCCCUUAUUUUGAGAGCUCCAGGAAGCGUCCCCUCCCCAGAGCCCCACUCACCCACCCUUCUUCCCAGCAGCCUGCCCUCCGCAGGCCCAAUGUCCUUGGGUUCAAUGACGCCUCUUCUCUGUGGAACUUCACGAUUCCUUCUCGCGGUCAACUCGGGACCUCCCAGCGACCACUGCAGCCUGAGGACGAGGCCGGGGACUUGGCCGAGCGGAUCCUAA
Molecule: messenger RNA, 1217 nt
Organism: Mesocricetus auratus (golden hamster)
Lineage: Eukaryota; Metazoa; Chordata; Mammalia; Rodentia; Cricetidae
Gene: Hoxd11
Product: homeobox D11
Exons: 2
Coding region: 1-1011 (336 amino acids)
Biological process (GO): regulation of transcription by RNA polymerase II; anatomical structure development
Cellular component (GO): nucleus
Molecular function (GO): RNA polymerase II cis-regulatory region sequence-specific DNA binding; DNA-binding transcription factor activity, RNA polymerase II-specific
Source: RefSeq, a predicted model, not a curated record